Messenger RNA from Oikopleura dioica, 3621 nucleotides. Lineage: Eukaryota; Metazoa; Chordata; Appendicularia; Copelata; Oikopleuridae. The record is from the annotation of a GenBank genome assembly.
AUGAACUAUCUGUCGGAUGAUAAGCGAAGAUUCCUCGAUUAUUUGUUCUUCGUUGCUCCCCAAGAUAGUGAUGACUCAGAGACAAGCGUGAUUUCAAAGAAGUACCCCAAAGAAGAUUAUGAAGAGUCCUCCCUGCCUGCAGAUGUGGCUUAUUUCUGCCAACCAGAAGGCAACCACAUCGAAAAGUUCUAUGGCGGCUCGGCGGUAAUGAAGGAUUCGUCGUUUGUCUUUACGUUGACAGAUAAAGACACCUCCUCGACGCGCUACGGAGUGUGCCAUAAUUUCUACGUCCGAAGGAAGUCCUCUGACGAAACUAAAGACAAGCUUGUUUCGAUUUGCAUUCUCACAAAUCACCAAUUUAUCUCUGGAUUCCGAACUGUUCUCGCUACUCUCAAGAAGAUCACUGAUUCUGCCGAUCGUUGUUGCAGAGAGAUGGGAAAUUUUUCUUUCGACAUUUGGGAUUACUUCACAAAGACAGAAACCCGGCUUGAUGAUUUCCCUCUAGUUACAAGAGAAUAUAUUCAAAUUAUUGAAAGUUGGAUAAGCAUGCUUCUUGAUUCUCCCGUUCCCGAAAAAGUGAGCCUGCCACAAGAUGUUUGGGUCGUCGAUCUGGACACAAACAAAAUCUAUCAACCCAAAACGGAGCCGGACCUGCCAAAGCUUCCAGAAGCAGAAACGAAUCAGCUAAAAAGUCACCUCUUUCAAGCGCUGAAAGCAAUGGGAUCAGAGGAAAACUACCGUGGAGUAGAUAAUAUUGAAAACGCACAAGGAAAGGUCCAAGAAAGCUACAUUUAUGGGAAUGAUGUGGAAUGUGUUGAUGUGGCGACGCGAGUGGCGAUGAUUCGCUUCUUUGACUCACCGGGCGUUUUGAGAGGCGCUCAUAAACACAUGCGCACUUUACGACUCUACCCUCGACCGGUGGUUGCCUUUCAGGCUGACUGCUUUCUACAGUCGAUCGAAUCGGAAAACCAAACGCCAGUAUUAGAGGAUUCUUUUAUUUCGAAGCUUUCGCGGACGCAAGCGGUCGAAUAUUUAGGAGAAUGGAGUCUAAGUCCGAGCAACGUUGCUUUUAUGCGAAUACAGAAUGGUAUUUGGGAUCCAGCUCUUAUAGGCGAUAAGCCAAAGUGGUUCGCAGGGCAAAUUGAAUCCGUAAACUACAACAUCGCUUCAGUUCUGAUGCUCGAUCAAAUUCUCAAAAACGCAGAUAAGCUUGAAGCUGGAGAAAAACUAGAUUCUUCUGAUUUGGGACUGAAAAAGCCCACUCCUGGAGGAUUUCACGAGCGUCCAGAAAAUCUUGUGCUCACGCGGACGCGACCGCCAGUGUCCAGAGGCCAGAGUGUUCAAAUGGGCCGUUCAGCAAGCAAUUCCUCCGUUGCCAGCUCGCACAAGUCCAGCAACUCUCCUAUGCUUCGUCAUAAUGCUCAGAACGACGGCCUCAACGUUCCAAGCGGACUUUCUGAACGACAGAAUGAAAUAAGAUCAAUCCAGCAAGCGAAACAACAAGCUCGGCAGAAACGGCGGCUGGAGAUUACCCAAGAUGCCGAGCUGAUUCGUGAGGCAGCACGUGAGGCGCUGGAUGGAAACGGAGUGAGUUGGAUUCGAUUACGCAAAAUCAAGAAAUUGAUGGAAUCGGAAUCAUGGCGGCUUUAUAUGCUCUCUCGGUUGAAUCAGCUCACCCAGCGCGAGGAGAACACGAUUUACGUAGAGAGUGUGGAGAUUUCCCCCAAAGCCUUCAAGGGGAUUAGUGACCUGUUGAAGGCUGUAGAAGCUGGCCUCGAAAGCAACUUCAAAGAAAAGAAAGGCCACGGCGGCCUCUCCAGUGUUUUCUUCUUGAUGGAAAUUGGGCACACGCAUUAUUGCACCAAAGAAGAUGUAAAAAGUCCUCGUCAAUCAUUGUCAGAGAGCUUUUCUUCGUUCGAUAAUACAGUGAAAGCGGCACGAAUCGUGGCUCAAGGCGCAUUGACACAGAUAAAUCGUCAGAUCUCGCAUCAUAAGAUCUCCGAACUGCGACUAUCCACGAGCUCGGCGGCAUCAGAACCGACUUCGAUUGGACUUAGACGCGAACUCAAAUAUAGAGCUGGCAAAAUGAUUGAAGUCGAAACAGACGAGGAUGAGAACGAAGUUAGGGUGUAUCUAUACGAAGCGUUGAGCAGGGAAGAGAAUGCUAUUUGGAAGAGUGCUCAAUUGUGGGAAAAUGCGUUCCUCGAUGUUGUCAGUCUUGAGCGAGACGCGCUGGGAAUGGAGCACGGGCCAACAGACAUGAUCGUCAGAUACAAAAAUCUCGCUGAGGUUGAGAAAAGACGACUAGAAAAUGACGAAGAUCAGCUGCUAGUGACUGUGCUGUAUAACAUGUCCGCAUUUAUGAUCAUGAUGAAUGUGGAUGCGAAGAUCAUUCGUCGCAAAAGCUUUGUUGUUCACGCGGGCACAAGUGCUGCUGGAGAGGUUUUAUUCCUCGAAGUGUGCACCGAUGCCCUCAUUCUCAGAAACGGAAUGGGCACGAUAUGCGAACGAUGGUGGCACGAGAAGCUUAUUAACAUGACUUUUUGCCCCAAAACUAAGAUUUUACGAUUCAUGAGAAAUGAUAUAACCCAUGCAUACUGGUAUCAUGGGGUUAUCUCGAGAGCAUCCGCCGAGAGCGUUCUAGAGCUCGACGGUGACUUCCUCGUCAGAGCGAGCUUGAACAACGGGCAAGAGCAAUAUGUUGUCUCUUGCAAAUCUCGGACAAGUUUCCUGCACAUUGUUCUUCUCUGCGAGCAAGAUAAAUACAUGAUCCUCGAAGAUUUCGAAAAGAAGGACUCGAUCGAAGAACUCAUCUCGACCUACAUGGAUAAUAAACAUCCUGUCUCAAAGCUGUCGAUGACGAUUUUGAAGCGACCUAUUUCUCACUUGCGGCAUUCGAGCAAGCGACUCGAUAAUGAAGCGCCUUGCCUCGAUAAUUCUCAGCCUUUAGAUAAUCAAUCGAUUGACAAGAUCAUUGACGUGCUCAAUAAAACGCUCCAAAAGAAUUCGAGCUGCCGAAAUUCAUCGCUGCGACGGGAUCAGAUCUUUUUUCAGGCCUUGCUCGUCCUAGGAGACUUGAGGAAAAGCUGCUUACUUCUCGAUCAGUUGGUUCUUUGCUGUUACGAACUUUAUCAAACGUUGAAAUGCGACAGCGCUUUGAGUCACAUUCUUUACGCGCUCAAGUCCGAAACCGUCGCUCGCCACACGAAGCUCUGGAACAAAUUCAAAAAGGACCAUAUCGUUUCAUUUUUGACUUAUCAAAGAAUCCUCCAGCCAAUUUCUGAAGAUAGAAAAGAAAAUCGGCUUUUUCUGAAAUAUCAACGAGAUUGCUUCAAGCUUAUCGAUGAUGAUCAAUUUCUCGAGGAUCUUUCGAUUGCCAAGAUGGUCCAACUGGUAUUCGAUGCACGCGAGUCUCAUCUAGGCUCUGGUCGACAAGAUGCUCUUGCCAAUUGCCGUGGUGCGAUAAAGAGCGAAAUGGAAGGAAGUGCUGAUAGUGCUCUUGCAAAGAUCUUCUCAUUAGGCUAUCAAGAGAAGCUUCUUCUCGAGCCUGGUGUUUCGGUGUUUGACGAAACGAGCAAAAAAUCGAGUCCGUCGCGCAAUACGAAUAAUUCUGCCAAAUGA